Messenger RNA from Hemiscyllium ocellatum (epaulette shark), 2357 nucleotides. It is a transcript of the gene hs3st3l, whose product is annotated as heparan sulfate (glucosamine) 3-O-sulfotransferase 3-like. NCBI's taxonomy places the organism in Eukaryota, Metazoa, Chordata, Chondrichthyes, Orectolobiformes, Hemiscylliidae. The transcript has 2 exons. Gene Ontology annotation, molecular function: [heparan sulfate]-glucosamine 3-sulfotransferase activity. Bases 394 to 1512 code for a protein of 372 amino acids. The record is from RefSeq and is a predicted model, not a curated record.
CGGUUGCCAGUUCCCCUGCAAGAGGAGGGGGUAAGAGAGCAGGGAUGAUGCGGGUCUGGAGGUGGUGUAAGAGAGAGGGAGAUUAAACUCAGCAUCACAGACAGCGAGAGAGAGAGAGAGAGAGAGAGAAGGGAAAGAGAUUAAACUCAGCAACACAGAGCGGGAGAGAGAUUAAAGUCAGUAUCACAGAGAGGGAGGGAGCAUUUAAAUUUUGCUCCACUUCCAACAGAGACCGGGAAGGGGUAUUAUAUAUUUUUUAAAAAGCCCUCAACAGCCAAGGAACUGUGAACAGAGUGUGGCUGGGCGCUGGAAGAGUUGGCAGAGCAGCGGAUAUGGAAUGAUGGUGCCUAGUGCUGGCAGAAGAGGAGAUGAAGGGGCACUGAUGCCAGUGGGAUGCCUGUGUUUUGCUCUGAGGGAUGGGGUAUAGGAGCGGGCAGCGGCUCAGGCAGGUCCCUGCACACACUGCUCGCCAUGUGCUCCCUGCUCAGUCUCUCCCUGCUCUGUCUCUCUCUGCUCGCCGCCCGCUGUCACUCGCUGCCACUCGACACCAGGAACCAGCGGCCGGCACAAGGGAUCCCGGGGCCGGACAGCACCUCCAGGCCGGCCGGACAGGAACCCUGGGCCGGACAGGACGGCGCGGAGUCACAGCAAGGCAGCGGAGCGCCGGAGGUGACCGGGCUGCCUCCUGUAGCCCCAGCUAACGGCACCGUCAAGGCGGGCAGCCGCUGGUGGGGCGCUCUCCGGCGGCUGCCUGAAGCUCUCAUCAUCGGAGUGAAGAAGGGAGGGACCCGGGCUCUGCUCGAGUUCAUGCGGCUACACCCGAGUGUCCGGGCGCUGGGAGCCGAACCACACUUCUUCGACAGACACUACGGCAAAGGGCUCCAGUGGUACAGGAACCUGAUGCCCAAAGCACUUGAUGGUCAGAUUGUAAUGGAGAAGACGCCCAGGUAUUUUGUGACAGCAGAAGCCCCGGGGCGUAUUCACGCUAUGUCCAAGGACACCAAGCUGAUUGUGGUUGUACGGGACCCAGUGACUCGAGCAAUUUCAGACUACACCCAGAUCAUCUCCAAAGCACCGGGCAUCCCCGGAUUUGAAACGCUCACUUUCAAAAACAGGACUACAGGCCUGAUUGACGCGUCGUGGAGCCCAAUAUGGAUUGGGAUCUAUGCUCAGCAUUUGGAGAACUGGCUCCAGUAUUUCCCCUUGUCUCAGAUGCACUUUGUCAGUGGGGAAAGGCUGAUCAGUGAUCCAGCUGGAGAACUGGGAAAAGUCCAGGACUUCCUGGGCCUGCAGAGAAUGAUAACAGAUGAACAUUUCUUCUUCAAUGAGACCAAGGGUUUCCCUUGCCUGAAGAAGCCACAGGGCAAUGGCAAACCUCACUGCCUUGGCAAAACGAAAGGCCGGAUCCAUCCUGACAUUGACCCAGAAGUGAUAGAACAACUGCGGGAAUUCUACCGGCCUUUCAACCAUCAUUUCUAUCAAAUGACAGGGCAGAACUUUGGCUGGGAAUGAAGGAGUCUAGAAGAGGCCACCCAUUCAGAAGGACUGAAACACUUGCUGGAAAGGAGGAGAUAUCGAUCAGGGCACCAACAGAUCCAAGUUCUCACGUGAUGUCAAAGAUGUAGUCCAUACAUUCAUCAUCCACAGCAGGAGUCCUGUCAAGGAUAUGGGCGUUCUGCAUCUACUGAGUGACAGACUGUGAGAGGGACUGGGUGUCUGAGUGUGAAGACCCAGACUACGGAUGAUUUCACUCAAUAUUUACUCAAAUCUUCAUCCCACCUUUAAAAGGGCAAUGUUCAUCUUGCGAGGCAGAUUGACUUUAUUUUUUGCUUGCAAUGGUCCUGAGUAAUUUUUUAAAAAAUAUAUGCAUAUAUAUAAAUAGAUAUAUUGAUAUAUAUCUAUUAACAGCAGUGUCUGUAAAGUGAAUAAUGUCAGGGCUAAAAAUCCCUUUAGAUUCACUCGCACUCAAAAACUUCCACAGAAAGUUGCCGUUUUUAUUAAGGAAUGCUUUUGCUGUCCUAUGUCACGUUGUAUUGUGAUUUAUCACUUCCUUCGUGUCUUCACAGUUACUGCUUUGUUGUAACAGCAGUGUUCUGACAUCAUCGAUGAGCUUAACUGCUAGCAUUGUUUUACUUUAAUUUCUAAUCGUCCUGAAACUAAUUUCCUUUCCCUUCUCUAUAUUACGACCUGUGAUAUAAAUGAAAGGAGAACAGUGGGGGAUAGCUCAGUUGCUCCACUUGUGGGAAAAGCUUUUAUAGUUCACUUUGUGCUUGCCAUGAAGAAAUCUUCCACUCUCAUCGAAUAAAGCCAAUCUUCUAUUGUUCUCUGUUGUGUAUCCUUUCUACUUGUUGUAUAUA